GCCUAGGCUACCAUUUGAACGAAAAUGAUUAACAGCAAUGAUGAUGACGAUUUGUAUGAAGGAUUUGAUCAGCUCAGUAGCAGGCAGGAUAUUGAAGAAUUUGCGAGUGACAGCGGAUUUCAGAACGCCAUUAAAAAUACAAGUCAUGGAAGAAAACCUUCGUUGCUUAGUCAAAGUUCAAACACAUCAGUCGUUCGAGGACCAACAGGACGAGUACCAACUUCGGCAAACUUUAGGUUGGUCACAGCCUCAGGUUUUGCUGGUGGAAAUUUCGGAAGACCAAUGACAUCUGUCAGAGCUGCUGGAUAUUCAUCUAUGGGUCGUAGAAUAAGUACAGGGCAAUCAGGAAAUCAAGGUUGGUUAAGUGGUCAAACUGUACAAACAACCACUGAUGUUGGCUCUGUUCCUCCACUUGAAAGUAAACCAGAGGAUAGUUCUGAAGAACGUAUCAAGAAUAUGGAGAAAAGAGUUAAUAAUUUAAUUGAGGAAAGUUGCGUUGAUGCUUGCCAAGGAGAAAUUACUGCAGCAUUGGAAAAGGCUAAGGAAGCUAGCCGAAAAGAACGUGUACUUGUUAGACAACGAGAGCAACUUGGAGUAGCAGAUCAAAUUAAUUUGGACUUGACGUAUUCAGUGCUAUUCAAUUUGGCUAAUCGUUAUACAGCAAGUGGGAUGUAUCAAGAAGCACUGAACACUUAUCAAACUAUUGUUCGAAAUAAGAUGUUUGCACAUGCAGGUAGACUCAAGGUAAAUAUGGGAAAUAUUUACUACCUGCAAAAGAAUUACUCAAAAGCUAUUAAAUUCUUUCAUAUGGGCCUAGAUCAAGUGCCCAAUACACAUAAAUUAUUCAGAAUUAAAAUUAUGCAGAAUAUUGGUAUAAGCUUUGUUAAACUUGGUCAAUUCAAUGAGGCUAUCACGGCAUUUGAACAUAUUAUGCAAGAGGAACCAGAUACAAAGACUGGUUUCAAUUUAAUUGUAUGUUAUUUUAUCAAAGGAGAUCGAAAUAAAAUGAAAUGUGCAUUUCAACAACUACUACGAGUGGAUCUGCAUUUGGAUGAUGAAGAUCGCUAUUUACAACAUAAUGAUGAUAAGCAAUACGAUUUGAUCUUAGAAGUAAUCCAAAAUGAUGAACUGCGCCAAUUUGAGAAAAAACAGAAAAUUCAAGCAGAAAAUUUCAUUAAAAUGGCUGCCAAAAUAAUUGCUCCAGUAAUUGAAACAAAUUUUUCUGCUGGUUAUGACUGGUGUAUUGAUCAGGUGAAAAUGUCCUCCUAUGAUGAAAUUGCACAUGAUUUAGAAAUUGAUAAAGCGGUGAUGUUUUUAAAACAAAGAGAUUUUCACCAGGCAAUUGACACUUUGAAGUCAUUUGAACGAAAAGAUUCACGUGUUGCAUGUACUGCUGCUACGAAUUUGUCAUUUCUCUACUUUCUUGAAGGAGAUUUAUUGCAAGCUGAAAAAUAUGCAGAUCAAGCUUUAUCUGUUGAUCGAUAUAAUCCUGCAGCACUUGUUAACAAAGGCAACGUUUUAUAUCAACAACAACAAUAUGAAAAAGCUCGAGAUUGUUACUUGGAAGCAUUGCAAGAUGAUACACGUUGUGUAGAAGCCUUAUAUAAUCUCGGUUUAGUAUGUAAACAAUUAGAAAGAUAUGAAGAAGCUCUGGAAGCUUUUUACAAAUUACAUGCUGUUCUGAGAAAUAGUGCACCAGUGGUUUAUCAAAUAAUGGAUAUCUAUGAGAAAUCGGGAGAUCCUAAUCAAGCCCAGGAAUGGGCAAUGCAGUUACAUGGCAUGGUUCCAACUGAUCCAUUUCUACUACAAAGAUUAGGUGAUAAUUAUGAACAAGAUGGUGAUAAAUCGCAGGCAUUUUCUCAUUAUUACGAUUCAUUUAAAUAUUAUCCGUGUAAUUUUGACGUAAUUGAAUGGUUAGGAGCCUAUUAUAUUGAAUCUCAGUUCUGUGAAAAAGCUGUAUCUUAUUUUGAACGUGCUAGUUUAAUGCAACCGAAUCAAAUCAAAUGGCAGUUGAUGAUUGCUUCAUGUCAUCGUCGAAGUGGAAAUUAUCAACAAGCUUUAGAAACAUAUCGUACUAUUCAUCGACAAUUUCCAGAUAAUAUUGAAUGUCUUCAGUUUCUGGUACGAUUAAGUUCUGAUAUGGACUUACCAGAAGCUCAAGAUUAUAUCGCCAAAUUGAAACGUGCUGAAAAAUUAAAACAAGCUAGAGAACAACGUCAAGUGUCAGCAACUAACCGCCGAAACUUUGGUCUUGCAAAUACAACUAGUACGACAAGUAGCCAUGAAAAUUCAACCAGUGUUAGUAGUGGAGGUGAAAGUCGUGAAAGUAGUGCAAAUUAUGACAAUCGCUUUAAUGUUCAAUCAAAACAUUCACAUAUUCCAUCACGCCAAACUGAAGUCUAUAAAGAAACAACUUUACGAAGAAAUACAGACAAUGAAUAUAUUACAUAUAACGAUCCAUUGGGACCAAGUAUAGAACGACCGAGAACAGCAGCACGUACUAAAACAAUUCAAGAUGACUUUGCCGAUGAAGAAGUUGAUGAAAGCCUGUUACCAGAUUAAUUUUCAGUUUUUGUAGGGACCAGAUAACUUUUAUCAUUAGAUUUAAUUUUGUGUAUUACUCUCUCCCACAACCUUCUGUAUUUACUAACUUCUCAAUACAUCAUCAUAAGCUAAUGUAUAUUCUUCAUCUAAAGAAUGCGUCUAAC
Molecule: messenger RNA, 2708 nt
Organism: Schistosoma turkestanicum
Lineage: Eukaryota; Metazoa; Platyhelminthes; Trematoda; Strigeidida; Schistosomatidae
Source: the annotation of a GenBank genome assembly